Porites lobata is the source of this 9876-nucleotide messenger RNA. Lineage: Eukaryota; Metazoa; Cnidaria; Anthozoa; Scleractinia; Poritidae. The record is from the annotation of a GenBank genome assembly.
GUUUCUAUCACAUGUUUGUUUCCUCAAAAGAAAAGCAACAGUUUCUACUAUAGAAACUGCGGUAAGAAUUGUGAAAUAAACAUCUUCCAUUUGGAUUUUGAACAGUGCUCCCCUGAACUGUUAGUAAAACGUUUUCCUUCACUCUUAAUAAACGAUGAGUGGAGCACUGUGCAUUUUCUAACUUUCUCGCCUUGUCAGAUAAAGGUUUCCUCAAAGAUUACAAGAAAAUAGCUUUCUCGUCAAAGUUAUGUGCUUAAAUGAUCGUCAAAAAGUUACUUAGAGUUAAAAAAAGGACAAGUUCCCAUGGAGCACUGUCAAAGAAUGUCACGUUGCGUGCGUGAUUUACAAUGAGUUGAGCAAAUAUUCUGCGGUUAGUUUCCUGUUCUUAUUUCUUGUCCAGAGUAAGUUUCGCAAAAAAUCUUGGACAGGGAGGCAAAUUCACCGGAUAUUUUCGGUGGUACAUGUAUUAAUUCUAUUUUCCGAAAUGGAAGAAUUGCCAAUAAAGUAAAAUAUUAGCCUGACAUUUAGCUCGAUCGACUCACAGACCCCGCCUUUUGCUAAGACUCAUGUCGCCUAAAGAAUGAAAAGUCCUUUUGGAAAUCAAUGUCUUUGCUACCAAAGUUCCUAGGUAACGGGCGCUGGAAUAUAGACAAUGUCAUUUUCCCUGACUGCGAUCUGCUUGUUGUAAUCGUCAUUGUGAUUAAAAGCAACCACAUUACUUAGUUCUAGCAAUUCAUCGUAAUUUCCGUGUACUAAAUAAAAGACGCAAUGACCAUUUUUUACUACACACGAACGUAUAUCUCUAAGGUUUUCUCUGGGGAUGCCAAAAUUGAUUUGUAUACCUUUUCAUCACAUAAUAUGAUUUCGAAACCCAUUAAGGUGACGGGCUUCCUGGCUUAAGUUUGCUGCUCUGACUCGAAAGCGUCGAAAGCGUUGAAAGCGUUUGUAUGAUGUGGAAAACUUUACCAAUAAAAUUGCUCGGAUGAGGCUCUUAGCUUUUGGGAGCCACGUGACCAGCCGCAACCGGGGUUCUUUCUCGGAGCAAGAGAGAAAACCCUGGGAACGCGGUUAUUUUUGCGAGACCUGCCGAUCGGAUUUGUCAAGUAUUUUAAAGAUUAAUCUUAUUUUACUGCUCUUACACUAUAAGGAGUUGCAGACCUGUCCCUUUAUGGCUACGAAAGCCAUUUAGCCCAAAAAGUUAUUUUCUUGAUUCCAUACAUGCAAAAGCAAAACUUUAAUAGAAGGGUACUCUUAUUGUUUGCACGUCAGUUCAAAACUAUUCUUUAUAUAGUGUACCGUAUUUUAUCUCUUAUAUUGAUGUUAACUGCUUGCCUUUUCGGCAAAUGUGCAAUAACUUAUGUGCUUUGUAGGUCACCUAAGAUCACCAUAUGGAGGGACAAAAACGCCGUCACACUUAUAAUAUGUAUACAUUAUGCCAAACGGACGCUGUUUCCAGAUAAAUUACCUAACUUUCGAUCAUUUUUUUCGUGAUCGAGAAAUUUAUAACACUUGUUAUCUCAGCAUCUGCUUGCAGCGCACUUAACCUUCUUUUAGGAACCAACAGUUUAGUCUUAUAGUAUCUAUACAAUUAGUCCAUGUAUUUCCAUUCAGUUUCUUAUCAUUGUUUUGUUCUAUUAUUCUUCAUAUAACCGCCAUGCAGGGAUUGAUUAGUACAUGAGCAUGCUGUAUUCAUUACGGCACAAUAUGCAGUUUGAUUUAGUCUAUAAUUUUGUGCAUGAAACAAUGUUCAGUGUCAAAUACUGCUAAAUAUUAAACAUAUUUGAAACUAUAUGCUGACUCCAAGUGGACAAGAUCGACAAUUAGUUAAUGGUUUUGCAAACCGAGUACAAUGUCAAAAAGCGAUUUCUGACAACGCGUACGGAUUUUAGGAAGCCAGGUCUGAAAACGGGUGUUAAAAUGGACAUAUGAAACAGGCUCGCGAUUAGGAGAAUCGUGAAGCACACCCCAAUAAGAAUUCCGAGGAUUACGCCCCCCCCCCCCACCCCUCGCUACCAAUGGGCAACUAAGUGAGUUUUAUUAUAGAUUUGUUACUGAAUGUUCCUAAGGCUGCCUAGUUAUUUAGACUAAAACUUCAUUGUGGAGCAAUCGCUGAGCGUCGUUUACAUCGCAAAGGCCCCAUAAUCUUUCUAUUUUUUUCAAUUCCUGUGGAACCAAAUAACAAAAAAGUGGCAAUGGCUUCAGUGACGGUUUUAUAAUUUUGUGUUCUUAACCCUUAAAUUCUUAACUGGCUAGCGUAAUAGCUACUGGUCAUACCGUUAUUAAUAUCAAAUAUCACUCGCAAUAAUUUCAACAUUCCAUUUCGCUCAUUUUUUUUACUCAUAUCUAGCCUUUAAUAAAUGACCAAGCAGACUACACUCAGUUUCUACAAAUAGCGUGACGGUUUCAGUUUAUUCUGGGAACGAGCUAUGGAUAAUUUAUCAAGUAUUCGUGUAUCAGCUGUGUUUCAAUUUUAGCCUUGCUUAAAUAGCAGUAACAAAUGUACCGGCAAAUCGAUUGCUCGCUCAAAUUGACGCCCAAAAAGGCGCGGCAGACACGCGCGCAUGCUUUCCUGUUGAAUUUUUUUUCUUUGCGCUACUUUCCAUAAAUUAAAUUCCGCAUACUUAUGUCAUUCCGCAAGCUAUGCCUCAUGCCAUUCCGCAAACUCAUUCCGCCUUUUACCCUCACCGGGCCUGAGCGAUUCAAGUUACGGCAGCAAGCUAAAAGAACGCAAAGCGAGGAUCUAUGGCGAGAGUUUAAGAAAGCUAGAAACGAGGUUACCCGCCAGCUAAGAACGGCAAAAGCCUUGUACUAGAAGAAUUAAUUUGCAAAAACUCAAAACAGCAGAGAUUUUUGGAACCUUGUAAAGAAAGGUAAGAGGCAGGAAUGUAAACAAAACACUAUUGGCCCUAUUAGAGAUGGUUAAGACAACAUCAUCUUGGAGGACAAUGUAAAAGCCACUCUUAUGAAUGAUUAUUUUUCGACUAUUGGAGAAAACCUAAUGUCCAAUCUUCAACCAACACAGGAUCACAUAACCAUACAUCAUAUCUAUAGGAUCUCUCCCACAUUCCCCGGCCGCACUACCCCACGCUCCUUAAGGAUAAAUUAACCAUCAACCCAAGAAAGGCAACAGGCCCUGACUUUUUUUUUCCCAGAGAACUCAAGCGGUGCGGUGAAUCCAUCAUUAGAGGCCUCCAACCAUUAUUUAAACUUUGCCUUGUGCAUUCCAGGGUGCCCUCCUUGUGGAAGACAUCACGAAUGCACACUGUUUAUAAGAAAGGCGAUUCCACGGAUAAAAGCAACUACAGGCCACUUCAAGUGCUACGCAUCCCUAGUAAAAUCUUGAAGGCUACAGUUUGCCGAAACAUCGACAACUUUAUCAACGAAAAUGGCCUUUCCAAUAAAAAUCAAUGGGGGUUAAUAAAAGGGAGAUCGACGGAAGGACUGUUGACACACUUGAAAGAGAAAUGGAAAAUAGCCCUAGAUAAUGGAAAUGUAGUGGGUGUUGUAUUCAUCGACUUCAAAAAAGCAUUUGACUGUGUCUCGCACUCAAUACUCUAUCUAAAGCUUCAAGCCCUAGCGUUCAGUGGCUCUGCACUGAAGUGGAUAAUAGACUAUCUUAAAGACCGGAAACAGUUUGCUGUUGUCAGUGGAUGUAAAUCACAACUUAAUGCUGUGAAAUGUGGCAUCCCACAAGGAUCCCUCCUGGGUCCAAGACUUUUCUCCUUUUAACGACUUGCCUGAUCAGAUUAAAGAAGGGGAAAUAGAUAUGUAUGCAGACGACACAACACUAUUCUACAUAGGCCCCUCAGUCGAUGUAGUGUGUGAUGCACUAAAUCGCAUACUGGGGGAUGUACAUAACUGGCGCAGAAAUAAUAAGUUAACUAUCCAUAGUGGGAAAUCAGAGGUUAUGGUUAUCAAUAGAAACAGCUUUUGUGGCCCCCUGAAACCAGUUACACUCGGAGAUAAGAUCUUAAGUUAUGUUUAUUCAAGUGUCUGCUUGGCGGUAGUCAUUGACUCUAAAUUAUCGAUCCUGGCAGCCUCAGAUGACUGCUGUGUGUAAGAGCUUUAGUCGAAAAGUCAAAAAUCUAAAGCGAUUGAGGGUCCUACCCAGGAGGGUCCUGGAAGCCAUUUACUUUAGAAGUAUUGUUCCCAGCGUUACAUAUGGCGUGCUAGUCUGGGGAACUUGUACCCUCUCCUGUUAUGUGAUGUUGAACUGAUCUACUUAAGAGCACCUACCUUGAAACGCAUUAAGUUAACCUCACUCAUGUAAUAAGCCUAUUAUGGCUUAAUACCUAAACCCAUCUGUGACUUAUUUCACAAAACUGAGCAGCGACCCUAUAACCUAAGAAGAAGGGAUGGAUUUAAGGUACCAAAGUACAAUUUAUUACUCCAUGGGAAGAACAUCCUUAUCCUACAAAGGGCUUAUUGUGUGGAAUAUCCUGCCCGAGUCAUAUAAACUUUCUGAUAGCCAUGCAAGUUUUAAGAAAAAGAUAAAAAAAGACCAGGCGCUACUAGAUAAAUUAAGCUUCGAGAAGAAAUCAUGCCUGAUUACAAAUAAGGCUGAUGAUUUCUGUUAUUUUUGACCAAUUUAUUCAUUUACUUUUUUAGUUACAAUAGAUUACAAUGGACAUAGUAAUCUUUUUUUAAUCAAUCAAUGUUCACGUUCAUACUUUUACUUGUUUGCAUACCUCACACUUGUAUAUAUCCUAGUUAAUACGACUAGAUCUUAAUGUUUUAGGCAGGUCCACAUCAGCCUCUGGCUGACUUCUACCAACCUGCGUUAACAAAUAAAGCUAUGUAUGUAUGUAUGUAUGUAUGUAUAUAUGUAUUAUUAACGUUUAACGGAAGUACCUAGAAUUCGGAACUACUGUAAGUUCUUUGAUGUUUGCAUAAUUAAGCGAGAGGGUUAAGAACAGGAGAGAAGUAAGCACUUUUCGCGUGCCCUUAGAGUUGCUAACAGUGCUUCUAAGACUAAACAAUGCGUGCGAGAAACAAGAUUUCCAUUUACUUUAUCAAGUGUUCCAUCCCUGGUUAAGGCUCGUACUUGUGCCAGAGACCCCGUGCAACAGCAUUUCUUCUGUAUCCCAUGCGGUGUCUCCACUGAAACACACGUAUGGCAUGCAUAUAGCGUCAGGUACAAACCAAUUUAUAGUCAGGAGGCAACUCGCCAAAAAACGAUUUUCGCUAAACAUUUUGAGUAGAAGCAGGCAACAUAGCUUAAAAUCUUCGUCUUGCCAUCCUAAUUAAGAAUUGUGCUGUUGCCCACUCCAAAUGUUAUGAUAUCUGUCAUUAAGCAGGUUUUUUGUCUAGGCCCUCGCUCCUGCAGCAUGAAAACGAGGCUGAACUGUAACAUUUAUAUAAACCCAAUAAAAAGUGCACAAUACGAUGGGGAAAUAGCUGAAUCUUUGCCACUUGACGUUUAGAGCUCGAUAGACAAUAGUGUGGGAGAUAAAAUGCGCCACGUGAUUAGUUAUGGAGAGUCACGUGACUUUCCAAUAAAAUCGAUUCUAAAGCAUAAAAGACGCUCUAUUCACACUUUCCUUUAAUAUAGUUUUCAACUUACUGACGUUUCUCAUUUCGAUUUACAGAUCCAACAAUAAAAACACAAAAAUGCAAUAGGUGAUCAGCUAUGAUGGGUCACGUGAUGUAAUGAAAUCAUUCUAUUUUCAGUCAUUCUAUAGCGUUUCCAACCUAUGUAACAUUUCCCAUGAGUUAGGAUUUUUCAUGUAAAAAGACUGAACUUUCUUCUACUUGGCCGCACGGUUUAAGCCAGAAAUACAAGCUUAUAAACCAUAAGCAAAGUAUCUUAUAUUACACAAGACCACCAUGUGACUUCCACCUUAUCAAAGUUAUAGGUCAUGCUUCAUUCGCCUCUGCUGCAGUGUUCCUGUCGUUUCUGCACCUGUCGCCACAUUUACAUGCCUUGGAACAGCAAAGAGAUAGUUUAACGCAAGUGCAGCGUCGGUUUACACUGCAUCCGCCCUCUCGGGAGCACCCACAGUAUGCUAACUGUAAACACGCCGCUGACACUUCUUCUCGUGUCAUUAACUUUGGCUUCAGAAGGCCUUUACUAUAGUACCAUCCGCUGUCUUCAGGCUUUGGGAGAGAAGGACAUGGUUCCAGCGCUUUAUUCCAUACCAUGGUCUGAUAGUUUGCCCGCUUUAUGUGGAGAAUCAGUGCAUCUUGAGUCGGAGGUAGGGCGUCGAGAUCUUUCUUGGAUUUGCGAAACGCUGCUGCUCUUUCUUUUUUGGUUUCCACCUCUUGUGUUUCCGGAUUGUAGAGUUUGCAUACAAAGGCUUUAGCUUUGGCAAGAACGUCAGCACUGAUUUGGCUUUCUUCUCCAAGGUGUUCCAAGAGGUCAGGUGCAUCUUCGAAGACUUUCCAUGCCGAAGCCUUGCCCACACCAUAGAACUGGCUUGUUGUACCACAGCCAGUAAUGUCAUGAAACGCCAGAGGCGACUUCCUCUUCUCCUCGGAGAGCGGGAUUCUGUGAACUGGUAUGUAACGCCUUUGUCUUGAUGUACCAGCAAACAUCCAUAUCUCUUGACAAAGCUGCUCUCGGUAUGCCAAAAGGAGGACAAGAACGUCCGUAUCAAGACACAAAGUGUUGACUUGCUUGUACCCCCUUGCUGCUACGUCUCGGGCACGCAGUACUAUUCUAGUAUCUGCCUCCUCAUGAUCUGAAGCGAGCUCUCUUAUAUCUUGUCGUGAUGUGUCAGAUGACCACACCUUCAGUGUAUCCUUGAAGCCUCCAUUGAUCACCAGCUCUCGCCCAGGAGGCGCGCGGUAACUCUCCGAGAUGUCAGUCGAGAGGAAAUGAGGUAGGCUAGCCUUGUUAUCUUCUAGAAUGAUGAACCUCUCCCAGUUUCCAAUUCUCUAAUCUCUGUUAUCCACAUUGCGCCUAAUCCCUGCACUCUUUUUCUCCUUGCGCUUGUCUCUGGUUCCUCCUUUUAUCGAGUUCUUGACAUAUCUGUCAAAUAGCAGGUCAACCCUUGUAUAGCCUCCCCCGCAGUCAUUCUUAGGCGUGCGUCACGCGUUCCUUCCGUGACGCACGCCUAAGAAUGUCUGCAGGGGAGGCUAGACCUUAGCCUGCGUGGCAUGGCGGUUUUGUUGAGCCGGGCGCAGGAGCGGCGUAGCCGCGAGAAAAAUAAAAACCGCCUGCCCGGAUUCGUAGCCUUUUCAAUUGCCGCCCCCUUCAACUCGUUAUGACAUCCUGUUGACAACUUGUUUGGUUUCAGUUUUCCCAGCCAAUCAGAAAUAAAGUGUUGACAGCCUAAACACGACACAAAAGCUCGUGAUAUAGUGUAAAACGUGACCUUGGCCGGAAUUGGAGUUUGCUUGAACAAACACGGGUUUUUUCUUUGUGGCUAUCUCGCGCAUAGGUGACUACACUGCCUUCUAAACUUGACUGAGUAGAUCUUAUUUUUGCUGCACUAAGUCUUACAUUUAUUUAGAGGUCAUGGAGUUGGUUUGUUUAAUCCGUAUUGAGUAAUUAUUUCCUGUGGUUAAUGUUAUUUUCGCUAAUUAGAAUUUGUUGAUCUCAGAUGCAGUUGUAAAGUACUAAUUUCUUUGACCACUCUUAAAGCCUAAAGCUUUUUAUUACGGCUAAAUAAAUAUUUUAGUUUCUUUGGUCUUUUCCGACUAAAAUGCCUGGAUCUGGACAACUACAAACCAAGGAGCCUUGGUUUGUAGUUUCUUUGUCACUGCUUUGUCCGUGAAUGUUUUGACGCUGGGCCCGGCUUUUUAACUGCUGUUUGCAGGAUGUUGUAUUUUUACGUAUGGCGCGAUCUUCAGAUUUGAGUUGUAGCUUAAGCUACACCAAGCAAAAAAGUAUGGAGAAUUACGCUGUGCGUCUUCUACCAUAUGCGAUUCAUCGACCACAAUCGCGGACGCCGUUCGAUGUAUUGCGCUGGAGUGCGUUAUUUUCUAACACCGAGUAAUAGAGAAAAUUGAGGUGAACUUUCUCGAAGCACUGAAAUUUACUGUUUCUGUCAUAAGGUCCAUUGCUUUACAUCUCAGCGACACCAUUUCAGAUAUCUGGUCCUCGAUAGUACUUUUUACGGGGGAAAUUGUGAUCAUACAGGUUUUCGAUGAGGAUAUUUCUUCUUUGGCCAUAGCAAAGACAGUAAAGAUCAUGCUCUUGCCAAAUCUUGUUGACAAAAUUUCCAUGACAUCUCUCCUUUGAAGAAGACUGUAAAUGGCCAUUUCCUGUUUAGGCUUCAAUACAAUUGCCCUAUUUUCCCGUCAAAUAUUCAAGAUCGACGACGCUCCGGUCAACGCUUCUUUGAUAUUUUGAUUCUGUUUUGCGGAGAUGAUUUGUUCAGUCCCUCGAAACUCUCCCAUGGGAGAUUACCAAAAUAUUUGAUUGACAGGCGAACAUUCCGAACCAAUCGGAACGAUCCGUACGCUGGCGUGCGGACCGACUCAAAAAAGCCCCCCGUCCGUGCAGGCGGUUUUUCAAGUUGCUUCCGCCCCAAUCUCCUCGCGGUUUCUCUGCCCUCGCCCGCCUUUAUUACUUAGCGCGCCCAACCAAAACCGCCAUGCUACGCAGGCUAGCUAGACCUCAGGGGCAGUCUGCGAAAGCAUCUUCAUGUCUGCAAGAAAUAUGACGCUCUAUCUGGUGUAAUUCGAGUGGUCGAAAGCUGCAAAAUAGGGUAGCAUUUCGGACAACAAAGAGAGAUCAACUACUUGAUUGAGCCAGAUAAACACCCUAAAGGCUCGGACACAGCAAAACAUUGCGCGCAGUAAAGACAGAUCCCACUUCCCUUCCCGGAUCGCGCGCGUAAACCUCAGUAAGAUGGACACCAGUUUCAUGUAUUGCCUCCAGUAACAGAACGAGGGUUGUCAUGAUGUGCGGCAUCAAAAGCUUUGAUGAUAUGUGCAGCUUGUCCAACUUCAUUAACAAGCUCAUUGCUAGUCAGGGCAUCUACUAAUGCAUCAUCGUCGUUCCCAGUCGUAAACUUAGUGACCAAUGUUUCCGACAGAUUGAAGCACAUAUUUACCCCCAUCAAACAUAGUUUUUUUUUUAUUUCUAAUAGAAAAUAAUUCCUGAAGAGCUUACUGAAACAAUCACAAUCAACAAUCACGCUAUUCACACAGCUAAGGCUAAUUCAGUAUCUAUUCAAUGGUUGCUAUCUAGUCACGUGACCCAUCAUAGCUGAUCACCUAUUGCAUUUUUGUGUUUUUAUUGUUGGAUCUGUAAAUCGAAAUGAGAAACGUCAGUAAGUUGAAAACUAUAUUAAAGGAAAGAGUGAAUAGAGCGUCUUUUAUGCUUUAGAAUCGAUUUUAUUGGAAAGUCACGUGACUCUUCAUAACUGAUCACGUGACGCAUUUUAUCUCCCAUACUACUGUCUAUCGAGCUCUAAACAGCAAGUAACAAAGAUUCAGCUAUUUCCCCAUCGUAUUGUGCACUUUUUAUUGGGUUUAUAUAAAUGUUACAGUUCAGCCUCGUUUUCAUGCUGCAGGAGCGAGGGCCUAGACAAAAAACCUGCUUAAUGACAGAUAUCAUAACAUUUGGAGUGGGCAACAGCGCAAUUCUUAAUCAGGAUGGCAAGAUGAAGAUUUUAAGCUAUGUUGCCUGCUUCUACUCAAAAUGUUUAGCGAAAAUGAAAAAUGAGCGCCCUGCGUGACAGUGCUUCCUGACUAUUAAUGAACUCCCGCACAUCAACCAUAACACAUUUUGUUGAACAUUCUACGCGGCUGUAUGACUGUAAAAGUUACAUUUUGAAUAGCAUUUACAAACUGGUGACCGAAAAUGAUUUUGUAUUCAUACAUAUUAACUAUCAUUUGUUUUCCUGCAGGCAGUUGAACGACAACGAGCUCAAGACGCUUCCGUCAGGAAUAUUUUCAGAUCUUUCUUCCUUGUGGUAUUUGUAA